This is a messenger RNA of Cladophialophora yegresii CBS 114405, 1512 nucleotides long. RefSeq lists its product as uncharacterized. Bases 1 to 1512 code for a protein of 503 amino acids. Gene Ontology annotation, cellular component: tRNA (m1A) methyltransferase complex. Gene Ontology annotation, biological process: tRNA methylation. The transcript has a single exon. The record is from RefSeq and is a predicted model, not a curated record. NCBI's taxonomy places the organism in Eukaryota, Fungi, Ascomycota, Eurotiomycetes, Chaetothyriales, Herpotrichiellaceae.
AUGUCCGGACCAUUGCGUCCCUUGACAAGACUUCUUGAGUUCUCCAGGCCUCGGCACCGUAGUGGCACUCCUGCCACCAAGCUCUUUCACAACGUCGCUGCUGCUCGCGACGUGACGCGCUUCGCCGAGGGCGAUCGAGUGCUGAUCGAUGGAUCGAAACUCACCUUCCCAUUGGCAAGGAACGCCAGAUUCGAUCUCGGGAAAGGCCAGCUCCAACUCAACGACAUUAUAGGCAAGCCGGUCACGUCGGCAUAUAUCCGCUCCUCCAAAGGCAGCCUGCAUAGAGUCGAACUUCCCUCACUGGAGGACUAUGUCACACUUACACCAAGGCUCGUGACGCCUGUGUACGCGAGCUAUGCCUCUACCAUUGUUUCCUUGCUUGAUAUCCAUCCCCGGCCAUUUGCCGAGGAGCACGCAACAAACGGGAGUCUCCCGCGCAUAGAUAUUCUAGAAGCAGGUACCGGCCACGGCAGUCUCACGCUGCACCUCGCUCGCGCAAUCGCCGCUGCGAACCCACCUCCUCCUACCGCCGAACUGCCCAAGUCCCGUCAAUACAGCGAUCCCACGGCCGUCACGCCGUCGGCCCCUGCGGAACCUGAAUCCGCCGAGACGCCCACAGCCACAUCCGCACUCACACAAACCUGGUCGCAAUGGAAAUCUUCCCGCCGGGCAGUAAUCCACACCAUCGAAGCGGUCCCCUCGUACAGCAGCCACGCUGAGAAGAUCGUGCGCGGUUUUCGAAGAGGUAUAUACUGGCCCCAUGUCGAUUUCUACACUUCCUCUCUCCAAGACUGGCUUGUCCACCACUCUCACGGCGACACUGGCCAGGCGGAGUAUCUCGACUACGUGUGCCUGGACAUGCCGGGCGUACAUGAGCAAUUAAGACACGUCGCCCCCGCGAUGAAAGAUAACGGGAGACUACUUGUGUUUGUCCCUAGCAUAACGCAGAUCGGCGACUGUGUGCGUGUCAUUGCUGAGGAGGGGCUUGGCCUGGAGAUGGGCAAGGUGCUCGAACUUGGAGAGGGCAUCAGCAGCGGCAGAAAGUGGGACGUAAGGAUCGUAAAGCCUAGAAAGGGCUCUGCCUCUGUCGUCAAUGGUGGAGAGGAAAAGAUCGGCUCUGCCUCCGUGGUCAAUGCUGGAGAGGAAACAGAUGGCUCUGCCACGCUGACCAAUGGGGAAGAGGAAAGGGAAGUCAGCGAGACAGAACCAAUUGCGGUGGACCCCCCCGAAAGCGAACCGAGAGACCAUGAAAGGACCGAUGCCAGUGAACCCGGAACACCAAGCGAGCCAGCUUCCGAAGGAGAAGUCCAGAACCUACCCACACCUCCACCUCUACCUCUACCCACGUUUGGAGGUCAAACGCCAGUCAUGAUCUGCCGGCCUCUCGUGGGCGAACGCACUUUUGGAGGUGGCUUCAUCGCGCUGUUCAGAAAGAUCUCACCUGCGUCGGCAGCAGCCGCGGCAGAAUGGCGACAAAGUCAGACGGGGAGGGCGAAGAAGCGCAAUCGUUAG